CGGGGCGCGGGGGCUCCGCCCAGCGAGGCGGGGCCGGCGCCGCCAUGGCGGAGUGGGGCCGAGGGCAGGGUCCAGGUGCCGUGGAGGAUGUGCUGGAUGCAGAGAACAAGCGUAUGGCAGACAGCCUGGCCAGCAAGGUCACCAGGCUGAAGUCGCUGGCUCUGGACAUUGACAAAGAUGCUGAGGAGCAGAACCGGUACCUGGAUGGCAUGGACUCGGACUUGCUGAGCGUGACCGGGCUGCUCAGCGGCAGCCUGAAGCGCUUCUCCGGCAUGGCUCGCUCCGGGAGGGACAACCGCAGGCUGCUCUGCUCCGUCUCGGCAGGACUGGUCCUUGUCUUCUUCAUCCUCUACUAUCUCGUGUCCAGAGCAGGCUCCUGAGCUCUGCUGCUGCAGGCUUUGCAGAACAGAACCACAGCCUGGAGGGACUUGUUCAGCUCCUUCCUCAGUCACCCUGCGGUGGAGUCUUGGGUCUGUUCCAGACCUUCCGAGUAACUUUUCCUUCCA
Dryobates pubescens (Downy woodpecker) is the source of this 506-nucleotide messenger RNA. RefSeq names its product Bet1 golgi vesicular membrane trafficking protein like (gene BET1L). The record is from RefSeq and is a predicted model, not a curated record. Gene Ontology annotation, cellular component: SNARE complex; Golgi trans cisterna. NCBI's taxonomy places the organism in Eukaryota, Metazoa, Chordata, Aves, Piciformes, Picidae. The transcript has 4 exons. Gene Ontology annotation, molecular function: SNAP receptor activity. Gene Ontology annotation, biological process: regulation of retrograde vesicle-mediated transport, Golgi to ER; retrograde transport, endosome to Golgi. Bases 45 to 380 code for a protein of 111 amino acids.